Messenger RNA from Kalmanozyma brasiliensis GHG001, 1920 nucleotides. RefSeq names its product Translation initiation factor, beta propellor-like domain protein. The record is from RefSeq and is a predicted model, not a curated record. Gene Ontology annotation, molecular function: tRNA binding; protein binding; translation initiation factor activity. The transcript has a single exon. Gene Ontology annotation, cellular component: cytosolic small ribosomal subunit. Gene Ontology annotation, biological process: translational initiation. NCBI's taxonomy places the organism in Eukaryota, Fungi, Basidiomycota, Ustilaginomycetes, Ustilaginales. The coding region runs from base 1 to 1920 and encodes 639 amino acids.
AUGUCGGAACCAUCAGAGGUCUCCGUUCCCGCCGGUGAGGCUACCACUCAGUGGGCCUACCGCGCCCAGAAAUCCAUCGGCCUCAACACCGGUUCGCCAACAUACACCUCCGUCAAUGGCUUCGACCAGGUCACAGGUGCCACUCGCGUCUUCCAAUACAGCCCCGAUGGUAGCACCUUCGCUGCUGCCAUGGAUGACUUUACCCGUCUCGUAGACACCUGUGCUGCUUCCACCUCUUCCGUAAAACGCGAUCUUCCCGUCCCCAAGGUGGUUGACCUCAAGUUCUCGCCCAAGGGUGGUUUCCUCAGCACAUGGGAGCGUCCCGGUAAGCUCGAAGACGGCUCAAAUACGCGCAACCUCAAGAUCUGGGACACGGAAACAGGAGAAACCGUCGCAGAAUUCGAGCGCAAGUCGCAAGAAGGUUGCUUCUUCCAAUUCACCGCCGACGAGCAGUACUGCAUCAGGCAGGUCUCGACCGAGCUCCAGAUCUACGAGCCUCGCCACAUCGCCGACAAGGGCGUCAUUGGCAGAUUGCGGCUCGAGGGCAUCACCAGCUUCGAGGUUGGGCCGGGCGACAAGCCCAGCAUCGCCGUCUUUUGCGGUGAGAAGAAGGGUGCACCCGCUUCCGUCCGCGUCUACUCGCUCGCCUCCCUCGUCCCUUCCCCUGAGACACCCCCCGCGCCCGUCUCGCAAAAGACCUUCUUCAAAGCGGACAAGAUCCAGAUCAAGUGGAACCAGGCCGGUUCCGCACUCCUCUUCAUGACCUCGACGGAUCACGACAAGACGGGCAAGUCCUACUACGGCGAGACCAACCUCUACCUCAUGUCCGUUCGCGGCGACUUUGACUGCCGCGUGGCACUCGACAAGGAAGGCCCCAUCCACGAUUUCGAAUGGAACCCCAAUUCGAAGGAGUUCAUCGUCAUCUACGGCUACAUGCCUGCCAAAGCGGUGCUCUUCAGCCAUCGCGUCAACGUCAUCGCCGAACUCGGUACGCAACCGCGCAACUUUGUCGCGUUCAACCCGCAAGGUCGCCUCUUCUGCAUCGCCGGCUUCGGCAAUCUGUCCGGUACCGUCGACAUUUGGGACCGCGAGAACCUGUCCAAGGGCAAAGUGUUCUCCAUGGACGCUUCCAACAGUUCCGUAUGCCAGUGGUCUCCCGACGGCCACUUCCUCCUGACUGCCACGCUCAGUCCGCGUUUGCGUGUCGAGAACGGCGUCAAGAUCUGGCACUGUACGGGUGAGCUGGUGCACGUCGAUAUGAUCGACGAGCUCUACCAAGCCGGAUGGCGACCUGGUCUCAAUGCUGGUCUGGCUCCUUUCCCCACCUCGAUCCCACGUGCGCCUGCCGCCUCGCCCGCCGCCGCGUCCUACCUCGCCACCAAAGCGGCGACCAAGCGUCCCACCGGAACCUACCGUCCCCCCGGCGCGCGCGGUCAAGGUACACCCGACAUCUACAAGCGCAUCGACGAGGGUGGAUCUGGCGCCUCGACUCCGGAUCUCGCCCGCUCCGCCUCCCAGAACGGAACCUACCAAGCCCCCGGUUCGGGCAAUCGCAAGCGUGCCAUCCCCGGCGCACCCGGCGCGCCACGCAACGGCAACGCCACCUCCAACCAAAAGGACGGCAAGAAAAAGCCCGGCAAGAACCAGCAGAAUGGCAAACAAGCCGCAGCUGCCGCACCCGAACCCGUGGUGGUCGUCACAGAGGACGUCGCUGCUCUCAGCGUCUCCGGUGCGGCGGAAGUGGGGGGUAACGCGGGCGCUGCGAACCAGGAGAAGAAGGUUCGUAAUUUGAACAAGAAGUUGAAGGCGAUCGAGGAGUUGAAGUUGCGCCAGGCGGGUGGGGAGAAGUUGGAGGCGAUGCAGUUGGCCAAGAUCGCAGCGGAGGAGGAAGUUAGGAGGGAGCUGUCGACGUUGGAGUAG